Messenger RNA from Saitoella complicata NRRL Y-17804, 655 nucleotides. RefSeq lists its product as uncharacterized. NCBI's taxonomy places the organism in Eukaryota, Fungi, Ascomycota, Saitoellomycetes, Saitoellales, Saitoellaceae. The record is from RefSeq and is a predicted model, not a curated record. Bases 191 to 592 code for a protein of 133 amino acids. The transcript has a single exon.
GUCUUCGUUGGGAUGACUAGGGUCGUGCGAUGGUAAAAAAACCCUGCUACAUCCUCCUCUGUCCGUUCUUCCACCUUACCACUUUUUAUCAUCUCUCCCUCGAGGUCUUGUCACUCGAUCCUCCACAGUCCUCGACAUAUUAUCACUCGAAACCUCGCUGGACAACCAACGACUAGUCACGCCAUCUAUCAUGAACACGACCACUUCUACUCUCAACAACAACAAGAUCGAGGAAAGCCAGAUGAUGGCGACCUCCGCUUUCUCCCUCGACAUGCACCGCUUCUUGCGAGAGCUCAACACAUCUGUCCUUCCAACGGGCGCUAGCCUUCCCGGACAACCAGCCAUGCCAUCUAUCAAGGACAUCCUCACUCUCGUUGGCCCCGACAUAUCCCACGAAACCCUCAUGACCGCGCACUCCGCCUUCUCGUCCUCCAUGCACAACUUCCUCCGCGACCUCAACACCCCCUCCCCCAUGGCGAAACCCCGCCCGAGCUCCACCCCAGCUCCAAGUUUCUCCCUUCUCAUGGACUCAUGGACUCAGUGGUCGGCAUCUCCCCUGAGAGCCCAGGGUGUUGGUUUACAGAACACAUGAACCACCUCUCCCAAGUCUUCUGGCGUCCCCGCGAUCCGGAGGCGGUUUUGACUCCAGGGCACG